Candida dubliniensis CD36 is the source of this 1884-nucleotide messenger RNA. RefSeq names its product Crn1p (gene CRN1). The record is from RefSeq and is a predicted model, not a curated record. The coding region runs from base 1 to 1884 and encodes 627 amino acids. The transcript has 2 exons. NCBI's taxonomy places the organism in Eukaryota, Fungi, Ascomycota, Pichiomycetes, Serinales, Debaryomycetaceae. Gene Ontology annotation, biological process: actin filament organization. Gene Ontology annotation, molecular function: actin filament binding.
AUGAGUGGAAAGUUUGUAAGAGCCUCUAAGUAUCGUCAUGUAUUUGGACAACCAGCCAAGAAAGAGUUGUGUUAUGAGAAUUUGAGAAUUACCAAAAAUGCUUGGGAUUCCAAUAUUAUUCAAACCAAUGGCAAGUACAUUUCAGUUAAUUGGGACUCUUCAGGGGGUGGUGCAUUUGCUGUCAUUCCUGUUGGUGAAACUGGGAAAGCUCCUGAUACUGUUUCAUUAUUUAGAGGACACAAGGGUCCAGUCUUAGAUACUGCUUUCAAUCCAUUCAAUGAACAACAAGUUGCUAGUUGUUCUGAUGACGGAGACAUUUUACUCUGGCAAAUCCCCGACGAUUAUUCGUUUCACAAAUAUCUUGAUGAAGAUGACAAUAUCAAAGAUAUCACCGAACCAAUUAAAGUCUUGUCGGGUCACAAAAAGAAGGUUGGAUUGAUUGAAUUCCAUCCAUGCGCGGCAAAUGUGUUGGCCUCUACAUCGUUAGAUUAUUCAGUUAAGAUUUGGAAUGUCGAAACCGGGAAAGAUGAAAUCACUUUGCAACAUAACGAUUUUGUCACGUCAAUUUCAUUCAAUUACAACGGAUCCUUAUUGGCUACCUGUUCUAGAGAUAAGAAAUUGCGGAUUUGGGACAUUAGAUCAGGGAAGAUUAUUUCCGAAGGAUCUGGACAUGCCGGAGCUAAACCAUCGAGGGUUGCUUGGCUUGGAAAUACCGAUAGAAUUAUUACGACUGGGUUCUCUAGAUAUUCUGAUCGUCAGAUUGGUAUUUGGGAUGUUGAAAAUAUUGAUAAGGGUCCAAUUAAUGGAUUUUGGCAAGUUGAUACUUCAUCCGGUGUUUUGAUCCCACAUUUUGACGUGGAAACAUCAAUAUUAUAUGUUGCCGGUAAGGGUGACGGAAAUAUUCGUUAUUAUGAAUACAUCAAUGAUGAAUUGUUUGAGUUAUCGGAAUAUACUUCGACUGACCCACAAAGAGGGUUUGCUGUAGCUCCUAAAUAUUCAGUUAAUUUAAAAGAAAAUGAAGUUACUAAAAGUUACAAGACAGUUUUAGAUAACUCCAUCGAGCCCGUUUCUUUUAUUGUGCCAAGACGGGCAGAAGUGUUCCAAGCUGAUAUUUAUCCAGAUUGUCCUUCGACAGAGCCAGCGUUGACUGCUGGAGAAUGGUUCUCUGGUAAAGAAGUGAAUGGUCCAUUGCUCAUUACAAUGGAAUCGUUGUAUAAUGGUAUCAAACCGGAAAUCCAUGAGUCCAAACCAGUAACCGUGGUAAAUGAAGUCAAAAAAGAAGUUGAACAAAAGAAACAAGAGGAACUCAAAUUAAAGAAUGAAAAAAAGGCAGAUAGUAAAUCAACUACAACAGCAGCUACUAAACAACAAGAAACCGAAUCUCCUAAAGAAGGAACACCAGGGAAGAAUGUUGAUGAUUUAUUGAAGACUUCAGGUCAAGUUAGUAGUUUGCUUAAUAAAGUAGCUGAACAAUCUGAUGAUGAAGAUGAUACCAACGAGGAAAACGGAAAAGAUGAAGGGUGGGAGGAAGUAAAGAAACCAUUAGCAAGGUCAGUAUCCCCUUCUAAAAUCGAUAAAAAGGAAGAACCAAAGAAGGAAGAGCCAAAGAAGGAAGAGCCAAAGAAGGAAGAGCCAAAGAAAGUAACAUCCCCAGUCACAAAUGGCAAAACAUCUAAACAAGAAAACCAACAAGAUAGCAAAUCAAAUGAAGAAAAAGAAUCAACUGCAAACAAUGAUUACAACACUAUCGAAAAAUUGGCUAGCAUAGUAACUAAGUUAGAGUCGAAAGUAUCAGAAUUGACAGAUGCUGGAUUAGAAAAGGAUAAAAAGUUGCAAGCUUUAGAAAAGAAAGUAGAAGAGUUAUUAAAAAGAUCAACAGCAUAG